Molecule: messenger RNA, 2590 nt
Organism: Quercus robur (English oak)
Lineage: Eukaryota; Viridiplantae; Streptophyta; Magnoliopsida; Fagales; Fagaceae
Product: mitochondrial Rho GTPase 2
Exons: 14
Coding region: 72-1997 (641 amino acids)
Biological process (GO): mitochondrion organization; regulation of mitochondrion organization; small GTPase-mediated signal transduction
Cellular component (GO): mitochondrial outer membrane
Molecular function (GO): GTPase activity; calcium ion binding; GTP binding
Source: RefSeq, a predicted model, not a curated record
CUCUCUCUCUCUCUCUCUCUCUCUCUCUCUUACAAACGCAAACACACAAGCGCUCUCUUUUCAAUAAAAAAAUGGCGGGUGGCUCAGUCGGAAACGCAAGCAGCUCCGGCAGCCGUUCCGUCGUCCGAGUCGUCGUCGCCGGCGACCGAGGAACCGGUAAAUCAAGCCUCAUCGCCUCCGCCGCCUCCGAAUCCUUCCCGGAAAACGUCCCUCCGGUCCUCCCUCCCACUCGCCUCCCCGCCGAUUUCUUCCCCGAUCGCAUUCCCGUCACUCUCAUCGACACCUCCUCCAGCUUGGAGAACAGAGCUAAGCUUAAUGAAGAAUUGAAGAGAGCUGAUGCCGUUGUGUUGACAUAUGCUUGUGAUCAACCACUCACGCUUAGUCGCCUGAACACUCACUGGCUCCAUGAACUUCGUCGUUUAGAGGUAAAGGUACCCGUUGUUGUGGUUGGUUGCAAACUAGAUUUGCGAGAGGAGCGUGACACAAUGAAUCUGGAGCAAGUCAUGUCACCAAUAAUGCAAAAGUUCAGGGAGAUUGAGACCUGUAUAGAAUGUUCUGCAGCUAACUUGAUUCAGGUCCCUGAAGUUUUCUAUUACGCUCAAAAAGCAGUACUUCAUCCAACAGGCCCAUUGUUCGAUCAAGAAAACCAAUGUUUGAGGGACCGAUGUAGGAGGGCAUUAAGAAGGAUAUUUAUUCUAUGUGAUCAUGACUUGGAUGGUGCCCUGAAUGAUGCUGAGCUGAAUGAAUUCCAGGUUAAAUGUUUUAAUGCUCCACUGCAACCCGCUGAAAUAGUGGGUGUUAAAAGGGUUGUUCAUGAGAAGGUACCGGCCGGAGUCAACCAGCUUGGUCUUACCCUUACAGGGUUCCUUUAUCUCCAUGCUCUUUUCAUUGAAAAAGGCCGUAUUGAGACGACCUGGGCUGUCUUGAGGAAAUUUGGGUAUGAUGAUGAUCUAAAACUCAGAGACGAUUUUCUUCCAGUUCCAUCUAAGCGUGCUUCUGAUCAGAGUGUGGAACUGACAAGUGAAGCUGUGGAGUUUCUGACUGGAGUCUUCCGAUUGUUUGACACUGACAAUGAUGAAGUGCUACAACCUUCUGAGCUCGAUGAACUAUUUUGCACUGCUCCAGAAAGUCCUUGGGAUGAGGCUCCUUAUAAGGAUGCUGCAGAGAGAACAGACCGUGGUGAAGUAUCUCUUAAUGGGUUUCUAUCUCAGUGGGCUCUUAUGACAUCAUUGGAUCCGCAGCUUAGUUUGGCUAAUUUGGUUUACAUUGGAUAUGGUGGUGAUCCUAAUUCAGCACUUCGGGUCACGAGGAAAAGAUCAGUAGAUCGUAAAAAGCAAAGAACUGAGAGAAAUGUUUUUCAAUGCUUUGUUUUUGGUCCUAAGAGUGCUGAAAAAUCUUCUGUGUUGAAUACUUUAUUGGGAAGGCCUUUCUUCAAAAAUAAUUCAACAACUGGUGAUCGUUAUGCAGUGAAUGUUGUUGACCAGCUUGGGGGGAGUAAGAAGAUUGUCAUAUUGCGAGAGAUCCCUGAAGAUGGAGUCAAAAAAUUCUUGAAUAAUAAGGAAUUUUUGGCUGCUUGUGAUGUGGCUAUCUUUGUCUAUGACAGCUCAGAUGAAAAAUCAUGGAAAAAAUCAAAAGACCUUCUGUUGGAGGUUGCUAGGCAUGGAGAAGAAAGCAGUUAUGGAGUGCCUUGCCUCUUAAUUGCUGCUAAAGAUGAUCUGGAUCCACAUCCAGUUGCAGUAAAUGAUUCAGUAAAGGUUUGUCAGAAAUUAGGAAUAGAGGAUCCUAUUCCUUUGAGCAAAAAUAUAUUCAGUAGAAUUAUAAGUGCAGCUGAACACCCGCAUUUGAGCAUCCCCGAAACGGAGACUGGAAGAAACCGCAAGCAGUACCGACAUCUUGUUAAUCAAUCUCUCAUCUUCGUCUCUAUUGGGGCUGCUGUUGCUGUUGCUGGACUGGCAGCUUACCGUGCCUAUGCUGCUAGAAGAAGCAGUUCAAGUUAGGUAGGAGGAGUCGUCCAUCAAUAAACUGAUGCUGUCUUGCUGCCACUUCAACUUUAAUAAUGGUUGGUUUUUUCUUGCUUUGUCCAAUUAUUCUAAUGCUAUCGUUGUUGGGCAUUCUCUAAACAAGAUGUAUAUAGAAUAAUAGCAAUUUCUUCUCGGAGGUUUCCUAUCCAUUGUAACAUCUUUUCCCUUUUAGUUCAAGUUUCAUUUUAUAGUUAUUGCUAUUGUUGUUGCUAUUAUUAUUAUUUUGUAAUUUGUAUUCAAAACUCUCAAUUAACCAUGCAGGGCUUUUAUGAUCGGCUUUCAAAAUCUCUGCUCUAGCUACAAUUUACUGUGCUCAGUUGGUGGGGUUGAAUGCACAAUGAGAAAAUACUCGAUAUUUUCACCCUUCCACGUUUGUGCAAUUUUUCGAACUUGUUUACACAUCGUGACAGUCCAUAGUAGUGAUGGUCCUCAAGUAAUUCAUGCGGUGUAAGGAUUGUGAGUUCAGAAAAUUUUACUAGUACUAUUUAAGGUAGUAAUACUAAUAGGUUGGAUUCAUUUAUGCCGUGGAGAUUAGAUGAAUAGACAAGUCAGUUAUCCAAUUAUGUGAU